GCGGAUUUCGGCUGCCGAAGUGGAGUUAAAACACCCUAUAUAUAUAUAUAUACACAGACGAGGAAACACAUGCAGCCCAAAGUGCAGUUUGACCUGUUUGACCCGCACGAAUUUUGACGUCCACCGUAAAAUAUGUUGAACGUUUCUGGUUCGGUAAAAUUUAUCUAGUAUUUUCAAUUUACGAGAAUUAUAUUCCUCCGGAUAGAUAUCAAUUUUCACGUUACAAUCGGUUCUAUAAUGCCGGCAAGUCGUUUGGACGCGGUCUACAGGAGUCUUUUGCUCACAAAAUUCUUUACCAAGGGCUGGGGAAAACCGGAAAAUUUAAAAAGGAUAUUUGAGUUCCGAAAAAUUGUUGCAAAUCGAGAAGCUUGCUGCAAUCUCAUACCCACCAAUUAUCCCGUAACGAUAACGAAGGAUGAAGAAUGGUCAGACUGUCACAUUUUGGAGGGUUCGUUCCAGUCACCUUUUGACCAAAAUCUUCCAGGCCUCAUGCCGGAAGAGACGCGAACUGCUCACUUUCAGGUUGUUUUGCCACGCAAGUGGGAAUCCCAGCAAGUCAAACCCAUUUGCUUGCAUUUGGCCGGAACAGGGGAUCACUUCUACUGGCGCCGUCGCAACCUGAUUGCUCGCCCUCUGCUCAAGGAAGCUGGGAUCGGUGCAAUUCUACUUGAAAAUCCAUUCUACGGUCUCAGAAAGCCCAAGGAUCAGAUACGUUCGAGCUUGCACAAUGUCUCAGACAUUUUUGUAAUGGGUGGUUGCUUAAUAAUGGAAUCUAUAGUACUGUUAAACUGGUGCGAACAGCAAGGCUUUGGACCAUUAGGGCUUACCGGACUAUCAAUGGGUGGUCACAUGGCCUCUCUAGCAGCAACAAAUUGGCCAAAGCCAAUCCCUCUGGUUCCCUGCCUUUCAUGGUCUACCGCAUCGCCUGUUUUCACUGAAGGAGUCAUGAGCGCAUCCAUUAAUUGGCAUCUCCUUGAGUCCCAGUACUUUGCAGACGAAGUCUACCAGAAUGAUUUAGCAAAAAUGGUCAAAGUCGUCACGCAGGACGACGCAUUCUUGGCGGGACAACACUUCGCGAAACAUUAUCCAGAGAGUAUGAACAGGAUGGACAAACUGAAGAAGGAGGCAACCGACUCCGAUCGAGUCGUAACUGCCGAUUCGAAAACAGAACAAAAGAUGUCAGGUGAUAAGCUGUCACGAGGAGCACACAGUCUCACCGACGUUCAAAACAACAAAAACAGUACUGACCUCAGUAUCGACAAUAAUAAUGAUCAUUUUAAAGAUAACACAGACAAUAGUAAAGAUAAGACUAAAGAUACUGUUGUCGACCAGGCAAGAAUCGAUAUGGAGAAAGCGGAUGCAUUAGUGUUCCCCUUUAACCUUAUUACUAGCAAAUUGAAACUCUCUGACAGUGAUAUUUUGAAAGACAGCAAGUGGAGGGAACGAGAAGCCUUGCAGUUCAUGCGUGGCGUGAUGGACGAAUGUACUCAUCUCAAGAAUUUCGAGGUUCCGGUUGAUACGGAACUUAUAAUCGCAGUAUGCGCUCGAGAUGAUGCUUAUGUGCCCCGGGAAGGCUGUAUGGGUCUUGAACAAAUCUGGCCUGGAGCCGAAAUACGGUUCAUUGAUGCUGGUCACGUUUCAGCAUAUCUUCUUCACCAAAAACUAUUCAGGUCAACAAUCGUCGAGGCCUUCACAAGAUAUACGAAAAAAUAUCCAGUAAACAAGAGUUGACAAGCGGCAUAUGAGUAAAUGAGGGACGCAGCUUACUCAGUGGUUCUGCGCUUCAUUCUCAUACGACCCAUUAAUUAGAUUUAAUUAAUUGUUUGAAUAUAGAGGUUUGGAAGCUUCGACAUGCCUCACGAUUACAAUUUAUUAAUCGUUGACAUCAUAGCGAUAAAUUCUCGUUGUUGUUCAAUUUCGAAUGUUUGUCAGCUUAUAAAAUUCACCAAGCAGUGGUAUAAUAUGUCCGAAUCAAUUGUCUAACAAUUUAUCCUGUAAAUAAGGAUCGUCUGAACGCGUUGAUAAUAACGUAUUAUAAUCGUUUUGAAAGUUUGAGAGUCUGACUAGUGAUUUUAAACAGAAAACAUUUGCACUUGCUUUAGCUGUCCUCUUGUAUAUAAUAUACACAAAGUAUGAGGUCAUUUUUUCAUGGAUAACUACUUCUGUAAUAUAUGUAUUCAGAUAAUGUACAAUAUUUAUAUACAGUUUAUAGAAUUGUAAACACAGA
Messenger RNA from Diprion similis, 2227 nucleotides. RefSeq names its product protein ABHD18. NCBI's taxonomy places the organism in Eukaryota, Metazoa, Arthropoda, Insecta, Hymenoptera, Diprionidae. The record is from RefSeq and is a predicted model, not a curated record. The transcript is spliced from 9 exons. The coding region runs from base 238 to 1731 and encodes 497 amino acids.